AAAGCUUUCAAAAAAGUAGUAGUAGUAAAAAGGGACAGAUGAUUGGUAAAUAAUAAAUUAAAUUGUUUUUAGUAAAAAAAAAAAUAGGCACAGACACUCACACACUGCUUUCACGACCCAUGUGAGUUUCUUUCUUCUCCAUCUUCACUUUUUUUAAGUAGAGGACAAGACAGACAGCUACCUCUUUUCUGUUCUUUUUUGACGAAGAAAAAAAAAUGAAUUAAAAAGGGACAUUUAAGAGAGAUGGUGAGAGAGAGCAAUAGAGAGAGAGAGAAGGAGCUCCACCCACAAAUAGAAAAGUUAGGGUUUACUGGAAAGAAAGAAAGAAAGAAAGAAAGAGUGUGAUGAUUCUAAUAGAGGUGUAGUACGUCGCUUUGCUUUCAGUCCAUUAAAACCAUUCCAUAACCUAUUCCGCACCGACAUGUCUCCUCUCCCCUUCCUUUAUUAGCCUCUCUUGAUUCAUUCUUUUUUAUAAACAAAUUAAAAAGAAAGAGAGAGAGAUCUUCCUCGGGAUUGCAACAUGCUGGACUACGAAUGGGAUAAUCCUUCCUCCCUUGUUCUCUCCGGAGAUGAAAGAAACCCGGACUCUGACCCGACGACCCGAUCCUCCCUCUCCUUUUUCGACCCCAUCUCUCAUUACAACAACGACCACCGCCACAUCACCAUUUCUCCUCCCCUCCUCUCUUCCUUCUCUAAUAACCAGCAGCAACAUCACCUCACCCUCUACGGUCAGAGCAGCAGCAACAACAACCUGAUGUUUCAUCAUCAUCACCUGUACGACCCACGCACCACCACUCCUUACGGCGCCUCCGAUCCCAUGUACCAUCCCCACUCUUCCGCUCCAGCCUCCUUGUUCUCCUACGACCAGACCUCGGGAUCCGGAUCUUCCUACAACUUCCUCAUCCCCAAGACAGAAGUGGAUUUCACGUCCAACAGGAUCGGGCUGAAUCUGGGAGGCCGUACGUACUUCUCAGCCGCGGACGACGACUUCGUGAGCAGGCUGUACAGGAGGUCCAGACCAGGUGAGUCAGGGAUGGGGAACUCGCUGAGCACGCCGCGGUGCCAAGCCGAGGGAUGCAACGCGGAUCUGAGCCACGCGAAACACUACCACCGCCGGCACAAAGUGUGCGAGUUCCACUCAAAAGCAUCGACGGUUGUAGCCGCCGGACUAAGCCAGAGGUUUUGCCAGCAGUGCAGCAGGUUCCAUUUGCUGUCGGAAUUCGACAACGGAAAACGGAGCUGCCGUAAGCGACUUGCUGACCAUAACCGCCGCCGCCGUAAAUGUCACCAAUCUGCCUCCGCCACCCAAGACGCCGCCAAGCCAACUCCAAAGUCACCGAAGGAUUCUGGUGUAAAAGCGUCUCCGUCGCCGUCCAACGCGCCGACUACGAUAUCACUGGAGUGCUUCCGGCAAAGGCAGUUCCAAACGACAGCGUCGUCUUCCACGUCAGCGUCUUCCUCCUCAAAUUCAAUGUUUUUCUCAACCGGAUAGCUAGCUAGCAAUUUACUUCUAUAUAUGCUUAAUUGAUAAAAAUUUAAGGACUCUUCUUCGGUAGCUGCUAUCAUCUGAAUUAGUCGAUUAUAUAUGUGUUAUGUUUAAUUUCAUGUCACUGAUCUCGUUUGUCGUUUUAAUAUUGUUUUUCAUGACUUAAUGAGUAGAGCUUUAAUUAUC
Messenger RNA from Arabidopsis lyrata subsp. lyrata, 1672 nucleotides. RefSeq names its product squamosa promoter-binding-like protein 8. Lineage: Eukaryota; Viridiplantae; Streptophyta; Magnoliopsida; Brassicales; Brassicaceae. Gene Ontology annotation, cellular component: nucleus. The record is from RefSeq and is a predicted model, not a curated record. The coding region runs from base 521 to 1492 and encodes 323 amino acids. Gene Ontology annotation, molecular function: DNA binding. The transcript is spliced from 3 exons.